Messenger RNA from Acaulospora morrowiae, 650 nucleotides. The record is from the annotation of a GenBank genome assembly. NCBI's taxonomy places the organism in Eukaryota, Fungi, Glomeromycota, Glomeromycetes, Diversisporales, Acaulosporaceae.
AUGGCGACUCAUGGUACUGGAUCCGAGUUAACCUUUAAAACUUUCCGUUUCUAUCCAAAGAACGAAGAAAAGAAAAACUCUGCAGUUAUCGUUUUACAAGAAUGGUGGGGAAUUAAUGAGCAGAUCAAGACACAUGCCCAGUAUAUCGCUGAUAAUACAGGGACCUUAGCAAUUGUUCCUGAUCUCUAUAAUGGGAAACUCGGUUUAUCAGCAGAGGAAGCCUCUCACUUAAUGGGUAACCUAAACUGGGAGGAAGCAUUGAUGGGAUUAGAAAAGCUUGUUGAAGUUUUGAAUAAAGAGAAUCGCGUAAAAAUCGGUGCCAUUGGAUUUUGCAUGGGAGGUGCCGUGAGUCUUGCUAUUGCAGCUCGCCUUAGCACCAAGAAUCCAUUGAGCGCUGCGGUUACGUGCUAUGGUAUUCCAAAACCUGAAUACGCUGAUGUGAGUAAAGCCGCGAUCAAGACCCCGAUUCAAGGUCAUUUUGGUGCUGAAGACAACUUUUGUGGUCCCGAUUCGGUCAGAUCUCUCGAACGUCAACUCAAAGAAGCUCAAGGCUAUGAAGGAAAAGAAAUUUCAAUUCACAUCUAUGAAGGAGAGGGUCACGCGUUCUUAAAUGAAGGAGAAUGGGCAACUCAAAAGCGCAAAGAAUUAGG